This is a messenger RNA of Pyrus x bretschneideri (Chinese white pear), 685 nucleotides long. RefSeq lists its product as uncharacterized. The coding region runs from base 213 to 401 and encodes 62 amino acids. The transcript is spliced from 2 exons. Lineage: Eukaryota; Viridiplantae; Streptophyta; Magnoliopsida; Rosales; Rosaceae. The record is from RefSeq and is a predicted model, not a curated record.
AGAUGAUUAAUCACCUAAUCUGAAUCCAUCGUUUGGCUCGACAAUGCAAUGAAAACUUUGUUGGAAAAUUCGUUAGACUAGUAAUAACACUAAAUCGUAAUAUUAAGCCGGCUAUAUAACUCUAUUUAGAUCCAAAAUACUCUUUUGUCCAAAUUUCCCGUGUAAGAUCCUUCAUAAACCCUUGAAACGCCCCAAACCGCAAUUCCAAGAAAAUGGAGAAAACCUUCACACUCCUUCAUACAAUUGUCACUGCAACUGUCUUCUCUGCUGUUUCCGGAUGGUACGGAUUCAUGUUCGGAAGAGAAUCUGCUCGCAAAGAACUCGGAAGCUUGAUCGAAGACCUUCGCCGCCAGAAUCCCAACUCCGAUCCGCCACAUGCACCUCCGCCUCCACAUGCUUGAAGUUGAAUUGAUUUGGGGUGCUUGGAUCAAGGUUUAUGGCAUCAAGUGGGCAGUGAGAAAAACCACUUUCAUCCAUAUGGCUUGGGACUGAGAAAAGAAAUAUGUCUUCAGGGCUUUCACAAAACGCACUUCUGUAGGGGGGAUAUUUGACCAUGUUUUGAAGUCUUCUAACAUUAUCCUUGAUGGUGGAAUGUGCUGUUUUGUAGAGUUCAAAUAACAUUUGAUCCUUUUGUAUGUUGUGAGAUAGUUGUUGAAGUACGAAUGAAUUUGGAUUGUUCUGUUUU